Messenger RNA from Klebsormidium nitens, 1470 nucleotides. Lineage: Eukaryota; Viridiplantae; Streptophyta; Klebsormidiophyceae; Klebsormidiales; Klebsormidiaceae. The record is from the annotation of a GenBank genome assembly.
CGGCCAGUGACGAAUCGCACCUUUUCCGACUUCGGCGCUCUAGCACCUCAGGCUCGGCUCGUUUGAAAAGCAGAUCAAAUUCGGAGGUGCGUGUGCCAAAGCCUAAGCCUAAGGCGCAGCCGGCUCUGGACAGAAGCUGUGUGUGUGACUAGUAAUACAAGCUCUCUGCGCUUUCUUUUUACCAUCUCUUUCCUGUCCAGCCUAUCAGAGUAGGUCUACGUUCCUUCUCAGUUAGCUCGUCCCUGCUUUCUUGAAAUCACAGUGAUACGCACACCUGCUGGGGUCCUCACAACCCGAUUGGACACUUUCAACCAGGUCGAGUCCCCACUAAAAGCCAAGUUUGUGUGCGACAACAGCGCACGGAGCAGACUGAGAGUAUUCAGCAUUUGUUGCAGGAGAUUGAAACCCUGAGCAGGGCUUCUUCUUGCAUCUUAAGGAAGCAGUGCAUCAUAGUCAGGUCCAUUUUGAAAAACAAGAGUCUCCGUAGUUUUGUCGGGAGAAGGAUGGUGCGGCAGAAUGCCAGUCACGGAGGCGGCGUAAGCUCCUUGAAUUAUCUCUUUGGGGAGCCAACAUACCUGAAGAACACUCCCACACCAUUAGAUCUGGAGCAUCUGGAGGCAGGCCUGCCAAGUCACAGGGUCAGCAGGGUAAAGGACGGGGCAAAUCCUGUCUUGCCACAUGUCAGAAGUCCGGACACCGCGGGACCUUCAAGGGCAAAGGGCAUCAGCAGCCUGCAGUUUGAGCCGUCUGCGACAGCGGAGUCGUGCUUGAAAGGGGACGAGCAAUCAAACUGGGGCUAUGCAGCCACCCCAUCGUCAGUGACCCAAGCGUCAUUCUCCCCGAAGCCGUCGACCAACGGCAGCGCUAGGCCGGCCGCUGGAUUCCAAGCCCUUGGCAACGGUGGGCAUGGAAAGCCUUCACAACAUGGCGAAUCACAAAUCGGCUACCUGUUUGGUAAAGAUUAAGGGUCCGUUGAGGUGAUGAUGAUGGGGUCGAUUGGGUGUUGGGUCGAGUUUUAUGAUCAUAUGGGUUUAUGCGAAGAUUUGAAAUCGUCUGCAAAUGUCGGGCUCAAGUUCAAUCAUCAAAGUCGUGACUUUCUUUGAUACACGUGCCUAUUGCACCUUUCAGAUUUGUUUGUGACUCUUUCUAGCUCUAAAUUGUUGGGGUUAUGUAAAAGGACUUUUGUUGGAGCUGCCAAGUUAUGUACCACAAAGUAGAAAGGCGAGCAAUUUGCUUGAUCAGUGGUGGGGGUCAGUUUCAGGAGGAAGCAAACGGAUGUUGAUUCUGAGGUAUUCCUCGUCGCUAGAAAGGUGAAGCAUGCUCACAUGGACAAUAGAGAGGCGGCUGCGAAUUUUGGAGCAUUAUCUCGUCCAGAUUCCCAACAUCAUGGGUUGCACAACUUUUCGACAAUUGUAGAAGCGAAUCUCUCCGCUUGACGGUUGCACAAGUUGGUUCAAGAUGCAUCGCUCC